This is a messenger RNA of Dendrobium catenatum, 875 nucleotides long. Its product is annotated as putative invertase inhibitor. The coding region runs from base 106 to 639 and encodes 177 amino acids. The transcript has a single exon. The record is from RefSeq and is a predicted model, not a curated record. Lineage: Eukaryota; Viridiplantae; Streptophyta; Magnoliopsida; Asparagales; Orchidaceae. Gene Ontology annotation, molecular function: enzyme inhibitor activity.
CUCUCCCUUCUCAUCAACGAUCACCGUGCUAAGUUUCAACCCCUCUCUCUCUAUCUGAUAUUUCCUUCUUCGUUCAUUACUUCUGUUUUUCUCUCUCUAGAAGCCAUGAACAAACCUUAUAGUAUUCUUGCCAUCCUCCCCCUCCUACUCCUCGCCAGCCGCCCCUCAAUCGCCGGAGAAACCCUCCACUCUCUCUGCAACUUCCUCGGCGGCGACUACGUCGACUACGACUAUUGCGUCUCCACUCUCUCCACAAACCCCGCCGCCUCCACGGCCGACGGCCACACCCUCGCCGUCAUCUCCGUCAAUCUCACCACCACCAACGCCACCGCCGUCAAAUCCCGCGCCGAAUCUCUCUCUCUUUCCUCCACCGACCCCUUCAUCCGUACCUCCCUCCUCAACUGCUCUUCCCUCUACGCCGGCGCCACACCCGAUCUCCACAGCUCCGCCGCAGCCGUCGCCGCCAAGAACUACUCCGGCGCCGCGGCGGUUCUCUCCGACGUGCUCCGAGUUCCGGCGGGAUGCGAUCAAGGGUUUCAAAAAAAGGAGGGGGUGGCGUCGCCGAUCAGGAAGGAAAAUAAUGCUUUUUCGGAUUUAGCUACGCUGGCUAAAGCAGUUAAUAAUUACAUGGCUCAGUGAUUUUGUUUUAAGAGUAAUUAAAAUCUAUUAUAAAUUUUGUUUGUGUGUCUUAUUUAAUAUGUCACAUAAAUAUGAAUUUUGAUGGAUUUUAAUAUUUCUCUUUGUUGACUGAAAUAAUAUAAUGGUGUAUUAAAUAAAGCCGUGGCUUAGGGAUUAAUGUGUUGCGUUGUGAUUUGUAUUACUUAGGCAUUCUAUGUAUUGUAUUUGAAUGAUAAAAUAUAUGAUGAGCAUUUUUU